This is a messenger RNA of Xyrauchen texanus (razorback sucker), 1978 nucleotides long. It is a transcript of the gene valopb, whose product is annotated as vertebrate ancient long opsin b. Gene Ontology annotation, cellular component: photoreceptor outer segment; membrane. The coding region runs from base 137 to 1309 and encodes 390 amino acids. The transcript is spliced from 5 exons. Gene Ontology annotation, molecular function: G protein-coupled receptor activity. The record is from RefSeq and is a predicted model, not a curated record. NCBI's taxonomy places the organism in Eukaryota, Metazoa, Chordata, Actinopteri, Cypriniformes, Catostomidae. Gene Ontology annotation, biological process: G protein-coupled receptor signaling pathway; visual perception.
UCACUUUGCGCACAUUCUAUAUAAUUUAACGUCGGAUUAGUUUAUAAAACUGUAUUGGACUUUGCCCACCGGCUCUGUCGAACAUCAAGAAGCUUCCUGAUCAUUUUAUUAACUUUUCCGAUCCAUUUAUAUUCCAAUGCCCACCUUGGUCGCUGUCAUGGAAUCGUCUUCAGUCACCGAGACCACCGAUAUAAUCAAACCUGACGAUCCCUUCUCGGGUCCCCUCAAAUCUAUCGCGCCCUGGAAUUACACUUUCCUCGCCUGUCUGAUGUUCAUUGUGACUUCACUGUCUCUUACAGAAAACUUCACCGUUAUGCUGGUGACGUUUAAAUAUAAACAACUGAGGAAGCCGUUGAAUUAUAUAAUUGUAAAUUUAGCCAUAGCUGAUUUUCUAGUUUCACUUAUUGGAGGCACUAUAAGUUUUUUGACUAAUGCGCGGGGCUACUUCUUCCUGGGCUCCUGGGCGUGUGUGCUGGAGGGUUUUGCUGUCACUUAUUUCGGGAUUGUUGCUCUGUGGUCUUUAGCAAUCUUGGCAUUUGAGCGCUUUUUUGUCAUCUGCCGGCCUCUGAAAAAUGUCCGGCUGGGAGACAAGCAUGCAGCUAUGGGUCUUGUUUUUGUCUGGACCUUUUCCUUCAUCUGGACAAUUCCACCAGUUCUGGGCUGGAACAGUUAUACAGUCAGCAAAAUUGGCACCACCUGUGAACCUAACUGGUACACGACUGAUUUCUAUGACCACACUUACAUCAUCACCUUUUUCACCACAUGUUUUAUCCUUCCUCUUGGCGUGAUCAUUAUCUCCUAUGGAAAACUAAUGCAGAAGCUCAGAAAGGUAUCAAACACUCAUGGAAGGCUGGGUAAUGCACGUAAGCCUGACCGAGAGGUAGCGAGGAUGGUCGUUGUAAUGAUAGUUGCGUACAUGGUCGGAUGGACACCUUAUGCAGCAUUCUCAAUUAUCGUCACAGCCUGUCCCACAAUACAUAUUGAUCCUCGACUUGGCUCGAUACCAGCCUUCUUCUCAAAGACUGCAGCUGUAUACAACCCCAUCAUCUAUGUCUUUAUGAACAAACAGUUCAGGAAAUGCCUGAUCCAGAUGUUUAAUGGAAAUAGCACCAGUCUGGACUCCACCCAUUUGAAUCAGACAUCAGACAAAGGGGCCAUCACUGCAACAGAAGAUAGCCACUUCGGAGAUAUGGCCAGCAUUGCUGCUCGUGUGCCCAUGUCCAUGUGCAACAUGGAGAAGAGUGAGGAUGAAGAGGAGGAAUCAGAGCAGAGUGUGAAUCGAGGUCCAAAGCAGCUCCCUUUAUCUUAAUUUGUCCUUUGAAGGACUAGUCUGACUGAAAAUAAUUUCAUUACCCAGUAGGGGAGACCAGGGGUAAUUCCUAUAACCAAACUUUUAGUUUUUAAAUGUUCAUUAAUAAUUCACUGACUGCUACAAAUCUAGGUGCAAUCUUUUGGUAAAAAAAUGUAUGUGCCAAAAGUAACUUUACCACAGCCACAGUAAAAUACUUUAUGUUGGAUAUAAAUAUUGUAAAUAUUUGGAUAUUAGUUAGAAUUAAAGAUAUCAAAACAUUAGACGGCAGACGAAAAACACUGACAUCUAAAAACAAUUACCUGUUACAAUUGCCCCAGGUCUCCCCUACUCCACAAAUAGUCUAACCUGUAGUCUUACCAAAUCCCAAAACCUGCAGAGUGCAGUCAUUACCACUAAAUGAGUGCAUAUAUGUUAGAAUGUAUGGUUUGUGUUUACAUAUAUUCCUUUACGUUGUGCCUAUGUGCAAUCAAGUCUUGUAUCUGUAUACUUGUCAGUAUUGCAUUGUACUGCCUUACCUUAUGAAAAUCCUGUGAACAUGCAAACAAAGGAGACAGGCAAACAAAGGAGACAGGAGACAGGCAAUAUAUAUAAUAUAAUUUAUUGUUUAGAGUUGUUUAAUGAAGCAAGAGUGUUAUUAUAAAUUGUAUUUUUAGUCAGAAUAUCUUA